UUUUUUCUUAAAAUGUUCCUGUAAAGGGAUUUGUUGUAGUUUUCCCUUAUUUUCUCUCUCAGGCCUGGUAUUAAGCCUGGAAAGAAGCCUUUUAAAAUUACACUGAUCUCCAUUUGGCAAAGAGGAAACUGAGAUAGGUAGAAUGAGGUCUUGCCCAAGGUCACUGGCUUAGAGGUAGAUUAGAGGCUAGAACUCAGGUAUCAACUCCAGGUGAGUGGGCAUUCUUAACAUCUUUUAACAUUAUGUGUGCCUGAAAGAACUAAAAUCCAUGUUUUUAAAAGCCCCCCCUUUUUUUAAAUUGGAGGCUGGAGAGUUUUUCAGUUGCAUGUCCACGUUUGGUGGGAUUUUUUUGAAGCUAUGGAUUAGAGGAAGCCAAACCUAGAAAAAUAAAUAUUUCACCUGUAUGCAAUAGAGCUGGCACAUAAUGCUCAAGUUUCUAUCAGCUUAAAGGGUACUAAAUAGUAAUGGUACUGUAUUUUUCUAAAACAUUGCCAAGUAGGAGGAAACCACAGUACCUAAUGGCAAGCUUCCUCCGCCCCCAAAAAAGAAUAAAUUGCAACUCAUCAUGAGGAUUCUUGCUGCUUUGCUCUCUCUGCUGUGCUUGGUUUUUAUAAACAACCCUGGCCAUUUUGCUUCAUGAUGAUUAAUGAUGCCUGCUUGCAUCUUCUAGAUUGGAUUUGAGAUUGUUCUCUAACCCUCCCUACAUUAGAAAAAAACUAUAGCAGCAUAAAUGGCAUCUUUUUGUUUUGUUUUCUUAUUAUAUUAGAUGUGUGAACUCUGCAUCCUUAGUUUUGGGGGUUGUGUAGGAGUUGGCAGGCUCUGAGAUAUAAAUAGAAGCUGAUUUCAGAGGCCCCCUGUUGACUAGGCUUUAUGUGAGAGCCUCCAUCCAGCUCAGCCUGUCACAUUGCAGCCUUGUGACAGGCUGAAACGCCCGCCCAUGUGAUCUAAGCUUCUGAGAAAUAUUAAGGCAAGCUGUGCACAUGUGAUGGCAUUUUAAAGCUGGCUUUCUAGGGGGAAACAAUCUACAAGAUGAGAAGACAUGUCCUGUUGUCUCAGAGUUGGAGGGUAUUUAUAGUGAAUUGAAGAUGGUAGAUGUGUUUUCUGAAGAAGGAAAAGUGGAAUACUUUGCAUGUCAAAAAAAAUAUGGCUCAGGAGACUAACCAGACCCCAGGGCCCAUGCUGUGUAGUACAGGAUGUGGCUUUUAUGGGAAUCCUAGGACAAAUGGAAUGUGUUCUGUUUGCUACAAAGAACAUCUUCAGAGGCAGCAGAAUAGUGGAAGAAUGAGCCCAAUGGGGACAGCUAGUGGUUCCAACAGUCCUACCUCAGAUUCUGCAUCUGUACAAAGAGCAGACGCUAGUUUAAACAACUGUGAAGGUGCUGCUGGCAGCACAUCUGAAAAAUCAAGAAAUGUGCCUGUGGCUGCCUUGCCUGUAACUCAGCAAAUGACAGAAAUGAGCAUUUCAAGAGAGGACAAAAUAACUACCCCGAAAACAGAGGUGUCAGAGCCAGUUGUCACUCAGCCUAGUUCAUCAGUUUCUCAGCCCAGUACUUCUCAAAGUGAAGAAAAAGCCCCUGAGUUACCCAAACCAAAGAAGAACAGAUGUUUCAUGUGCAGAAAGAAAGUUGGCCUUACAGGAUUUGACUGCCGAUGUGGAAAUUUGUUUUGUGGACUUCACCGUUACUCUGACAAGCACAACUGUCCAUAUGAUUACAAAGCAGAAGCUGCAGCAAAAAUCAGAAAAGAGAAUCCAGUUGUUGUGGCUGAAAAAAUCCAGAGAAUAUAAAUUACUACUUGUGAAGAGACUGAAACUUUGUUUUUAUUUUAAUAUAUCGUAGGAAAACAUUAAAGAGCAGAUGCAUGGCCAUUUUUCUUUGAUGUUCUCCAGAGUUUUACUUUAUACUUGUCUGUCUUAUAAUUGAUAUUUUAGGAUGUUUGGGUGUUUGUUACAGGCAGAAUUGGAUAGAUACAGCCCUACAAAAUGUAUAUGCCCUCCCUUGAAUAAAAUUGGAUGAAAAUCUGCACAUCAAAUUGAAUUACAAAUAAUAGGGACAAAAUUUAGUUCCCACGUGCCAAACAAAACACAUGAAAUCUCCGCAUGUUUGCAGCAUAUCUGCCUUUUGGGAAUGUAAUCAAGGUAUAAUCUUUGGCUAGUGUUAUGUGCCUGUAUUUUUCUAAAAAAUGGUACACCAGAAAAGGACUGGCAGUCUACUUCUACCAUAGUUAAACUUCACCUUGUUAAUUUCUACAACACGUUCUUUGGAAGCAGGAAGAAGGUGAUAAAGAGGAUCAGACCUUUCUGUGAAAGCAGUAUUUGAUGCCAUAUGUAAGCCUGGCUAAUUGGUCAAAGCGCUGUCAAAUAAGACAUUGCAACUGGUUAUAAGAGCAAAACCAUCAAGCAACAGGGUCUGGAGCUAUCAUUGAAGCUUAUUGUGCUGGCCUGCACCAGAAGAUGUCUGCAUUACUCACAUUGCUAAAAAUGUUGUGUAGCACAGAACUGCACUAGGAUUAAUUUGUUUACAAGAAGAAAUUAAAACUACGUUUGGUUUUCACAUACAGCAGCUCUAUUGAAUAACAUGCAUCUGACUUUUUAAGUUGCAAAGGUAUCUGAACAGUUAAUUUUUCAUGUGCAUCUUUUGUUGAAUGUUUUGGUUCAAGAAAGAAUGUUUAAAGCUUUUUUAAAGACUUCGGUUCUUAACGUAACUGUACCCUUCUGCAUGGAAAAUCAUAACCAACAUGGCUGCAGUAGACUUCUUAGUGGUAUCCAGCACCACUUGCAGAGGGCUGCUUUAUCAUAACAAUUGUACUUGGGUGUAGGACUCUAGUGUUCUUGGGUGUGUUGCAUGGGCUGCAUUAUUUACAGCAUUGUACAAUAACAACUAGAAGAGGCAGUAUACUUCACUGAUGCUUGUCUGGUAAUAUCACUUCUGUGUUAUAAUGGAAGGUUUUCUGUGAUGUAUGAAACUUGUGUUUUUUAUAUAUAAAUGAGUAUAGUUAGAUUAGUGUUGUGGUUAUUGCCUGUUUUCAUCUGUAAAUAGUUAAGUAUGUACACGAGGAACUACUUCUGAUUUAUUGCAGUGUUCAGUCCUAGUUUUUACUUUUAUUAAAGCAUUCAAAUUUGCUUUCAAUUUUAUGUACCUUAGUUCUGAGUUAGAUUUGCAGAUGUGUACAGAUAGUUCAUAUUUAUGUAUUGCACAUAAUCAUGCUAUCCAGCAUUGAUGCUAUAUUGUAUUAUGUAAAUAAUAAAAGCCAUGUACAGAGGGAAA
Molecule: messenger RNA, 3265 nt
Organism: Molossus molossus (Pallas's mastiff bat)
Lineage: Eukaryota; Metazoa; Chordata; Mammalia; Chiroptera; Molossidae
Gene: ZFAND5
Product: zinc finger AN1-type containing 5
Exons: 6
Coding region: 1093-1785 (230 amino acids)
Molecular function (GO): DNA binding; zinc ion binding
Source: RefSeq, a predicted model, not a curated record